Molecule: messenger RNA, 1002 nt
Organism: Symbiodinium pilosum
Lineage: Eukaryota; Dinophyceae; Suessiales; Symbiodiniaceae
Source: the annotation of a GenBank genome assembly
AUGGCUUGGACCAGAUCUGGCACACAGGAAUCGUCGCUUUCGACAGGGAAUACUUCUUCUCCAAUGACACAAUCUUCGACUUGCCAGGUUAGGUCCUUGGGCUACACCUUCUGGAGCCAAGACGAGCUCCACGACUUCAUUGUCAAUGAUCUCAAACCGAUUUUCCACAGAGACACCUACGACGUGGUCUGCAACAACUGCAACCACUUCAGUGAUCGAGUCGCCAUGUUCCUUACCGGACGACCACUUCCCGAGGACGUUCGCAAUCAGGCGGACCGCCUCAUGGACUUGGUCACGGUGCGGGCGGUGCGGCCUUUCUUGAACUGGUUACUGAGAGACUGUGUCGUCAGCCGUGAUGGCACUGCCAGGCCUGUGGAGGUUCCUCACGGGCGUUGGCAUCGAAUCACCACCGUCGAAGAGGUCAUCCCUGGAACGGUAGUUGCGGUGCAUCCGGAGUGGGGCCGAAGCACCGCAGUGCUUGGAAUUGUGUGCGAUAGUCGGGAGGGCGAGGUGUUUGGACCUUCUCAUCGGCCGGGGCUUCCCGUUCUGAACUGCGGCUCGUAUAGCUGCAUGCCGCAGAAUGGUUGCUGUCAGUCGCACACACGUUUCGUCAGUGCCGCCAAUGGCGACCUUGAGGUUUGGGUGAAGUACUUGGAUGUGAUCUUGCGAGAAAAUCGGGAAGGCUACUGUGCUUGCAAACUGCGGACGCAGAAGGUUCCCGUCGCAAGGCUGUCCCUGGUGACCCUUGACGGCUCGACCUUUGGAGCUCGUUACCGUGAGGCCUUGGACGUGCUCACGCAGCAACUCGUGACCAAGCCGGGUCUCCGAUCCGUGUGGGGCAUGAGCGAGAAGAGUGCCAUGGCCGAGAGUCUGGCAGAUGGUAUUGCCAAUGACUCCUUGGAGAGCCAUGAGGUGCCAGCUCUGGAUCCAAUCCGCCUCUCGCAGGCCGAGCUCUCGCCGGAUUGGCGAGCAGAGGCAGAAGGGCACAUCGUCGAGGCUUAG